Messenger RNA from Baudoinia panamericana UAMH 10762, 1539 nucleotides. RefSeq lists its product as uncharacterized. The record is from RefSeq and is a predicted model, not a curated record. NCBI's taxonomy places the organism in Eukaryota, Fungi, Ascomycota, Dothideomycetes, Mycosphaerellales, Teratosphaeriaceae. The transcript has 4 exons. Bases 1 to 1539 code for a protein of 512 amino acids. Gene Ontology annotation, cellular component: cytoplasm.
AUGCCUCUUGCAUCGAACAACCCAUUCCGCAACCGAGCAACUUCGCCAGCGCCGCCGAGCAUGUCAACAACACCUGCGGAUACGGCCCCGCCAUCCGUCUCGCAACCAUCACGAACAGCGACCAAUCCUUUCUUGGACCCGAGCGAUAUCGCUAUGUCGCCUCCACGCGAGAAUGGCACAAGCAAGGGCAAGAGCAAUGGCAAUCCCUUUGCGGAAGACAUCUUCAAGGACCUGUCUCUACUCGACAAGCCGGCCAGCAACGGUACUCGAGUAGUCCAAAACGGCGCGCCAGCGCGUGCAGGCACACUCCCGACACCCGGUCACCGACCAUCAGGUUCCGAAGAACGCCGGGACCGUCCGUUGCGGCCAUUCAAGGCACCAGACAGCCCGGUCAAAAAACAGCACGAUUUGCGACCACGAGGCAUGUCUGAGUCUUCGGUGAUGGAUGACAAGGAGCUGCGCAAGCGCUUGGAACGUGAGCGUGGUGAACGGUCGGAAAGGACAGAAUCUGAAGAGCGCAGGCGGCGCGAGAGGCGGCGCGAGCGCGAGGAGCGGCACAAGAAGGAGAAGGAGAAGAUUCGCAAGGGCGAGCGUCCUGCCAAGCGGCCUCAAGGCUUGGACAUCAUCGACAAGCUAGACGUCACUGGCAUCUACGGACAAGGACUCUUCCACCACGAUGGUCCAUUCGACGCCUGCAACCCGCACCGGAACGCGAGGAAAGAUCGACGGGCGCCGAUGCAAGCCUUCCCGGAGGGUUCCAUGAACAUGAUGCUGGGUGGCUCGGGACCAGUGCGCUCUCGCCUUGAUCUUGACAAGUACUACGGACGCGGCGAAGAAGGUUUCCAAGACUACGCCGUCACGCGCAAGACCGAUACCGCCAUCAUUAACCCUACGGACCGCACCGAACAAGUCCAUGGCAUUGAAACGACCGGGCUCGGAACAUCUACUUUCCUGGAGGGCGCACCAGCCAGCAAAGCCGCGCUGCAACAGCGAGAGUAUGACGAUCCUAUCAUGCCAGAAGCUGCACCACAGCCACAAGGCGGCGCACUCACCCGGAAGAGGUCCCUCGCGCAACGUAUUCGAGGCAUGUCCAGCUCACGCCGUGGUGGUCCCAACGGCCUUAGAAGCCCAGAUGCGCGGUACAACGACAAUGAUCCAUUUGACUACAGUCCACCCCAACCGGGCAGCAAGGCAGUCUCUGCCGGUGGACCGAUGCGAGCCAGAUAUACAAAGGAAAACGAGAUCAACCCUUUUGACACCGCGUACGAUGAUGCUUUCGACAAGAAGGGGGCGCAGAUCAAAGUGGCGGAACAGGAGGCCUCGGCGGUAGUCACGACGCCCGGAGGCAGGGCGAGGGCGCCAAGUAGCCCGAAGGUUGGUUAUGGUCUCGUUAGGAGCGUGACUACCGAUUCGGCUGCGGCUGGCGUGCGAAAGGGGAGCGAUGAGGAGGAGAGGUCGAGCGGUGGAGGAGGCUUCCUUAGUCGCAUGAGAAGUCUGAAGGGUGGCCGCAGGGCUAGGCCGGAGAGAAGAGACACUUGA